GAGACUCAGGCCUUCUGACUUUGAUUCUGUUCUUUCAUCUCGUUGGGCAUGCAGUUAGAGAAACAGGCAAAAAGGAAAAUGAAAGUGACAGCUGGAGCCCACGAUUUCCUGGAAAAGCCCAAGAGUUUUGCUUUCAUUUCUCCUGCAGCACUUAAGGGAAACCAGUUUCGCAAACAACUCCUGUUCAAAAGCCACCCUACUCUUCUAUCUGUCUUUCUCCAGCCCAGACGCUCACAGCCUCCUGCAGGACCAGGGGGCCUCCGAGAGUCAAGGACAGAGGUUCAGGAUCUUCCUCUCCCUCGGGACCCGAGGCCACAAAGGAGAGCUCCGUGGAGAGAAGAAAGGUAGUACAGCGUCUCUUCCCAGCCAGAACACCUGUCAUUCUGAAUAUGAGGAGGAUCAGAGACACGCUACCUCCAGCCUGCCAAGAAAAUCGUUUGACUCCUGGGGACACAGAUUUGGUGCCACAGAGGCUGCUGGACAACCAGGCAGAGGAAGAAAGUGAGGCUGGUGUUGAUUUGAAAAGGGAUGAGGAAGAUGUUCCUCUGUGUGAAGAUGUGGAGCUACAAGACAGAGAUCUGUCCCCCGAAGAAAAAAUAUUUUUGAAAGAAUUUCCCAGAUUGGAAAAAGAUCUAAAAGGGAACAUCGACAAGCUCCGUGCCCUUGCAGAGGAUAUUGACAAAACCCACAAGAAAUUCACCAAGGCUAACAUAGUGGUCAACACUACUGCUGUCAUCGGUGACGUGAUGAGCCUCCUGGGUGUCGCCUUUGCCCCAGUAACAGGAGGAGUAAGCCUACUGCUCUGCGCCACUGGUCAAGGUUUGGCAUCUGCAGCUGGGGUCACCAGCAUCGUGAGUGGUAUGUUGGAAAAAUCCAAAAAUGAAAAAGCCCAAGCACAGGCUGAAGACAUACUGCCCACCCAUGACCAAGAGGACAGGGAGGAUGAGGAAAACAGGGCAGACUAUGUCACAGCUGCUGCACAGAUUACCUAUAAUGGUGUAAACACCUUGAAGUAUGCCAAGAAAAACAUCCAUGCAUUUCAGAAACUCAGAGCUGACCCAAGCUUGGCCAGUGCUAGCAAGCGUCUUCUGACCACUGGCCAAGUCUCCUCCCGGAGCAGCAAGCAGAUACAAAAGGCCUUUGGGGAAACACUGGCGAUGACCAAAAAUGCUCGCCUGCGGGGAGGUGUGAUGUCCAUCAUCUCCCUUGGCCUUGACUGGGUCGCUCUCUCAAAGGAAUGGAAGCACCUGAAGGAAGGAGCAACGACAAAGUUGGUGGAAGAGUUGAGAGCCGAGGCCUCGGAGCUGGAGAGGAAACUCACAGAACUCACCCAGUGCUACAAGAGCUUGCAACAGAAAGUAAGGUCAAGGGCCAGAGGGGUGGGGAAGGAUUUAACUGGGACCUGUGAAACCAAGGCUUACUGGAAGGGGUUAAGGGAGCAUGUGUGGGUGUGGGUGUGGUGUGGGUGUGUGUGUGUCUGUGGGUAUGUAAAGUUUACAUGAAUGUUCCUUAGGACAUGGCAUACAAUGGCCUUGGAGGUCCAAAUAAUAUCAAGUACACCUUGGAGAUGAGGGUGCCUGUCCUGGACAGACCUAGGCAUGCCUUCUGUUUAUCCCUCAAUGCUCCUUAAGGCCUAUAUGCUGGGAAAAGGGUCUCCCCUGUUUGUUUGUUUGUUUUGAGACAGGGUCUCUUGUU
Molecule: messenger RNA, 1695 nt
Organism: Piliocolobus tephrosceles (Ugandan red Colobus)
Lineage: Eukaryota; Metazoa; Chordata; Mammalia; Primates; Cercopithecidae
Gene: APOL6
Product: apolipoprotein L6
Biological process (GO): lipoprotein metabolic process; lipid transport
Cellular component (GO): extracellular region; membrane
Molecular function (GO): lipid binding
Source: RefSeq, a predicted model, not a curated record